Astyanax mexicanus (Mexican tetra) is the source of this 3378-nucleotide messenger RNA. RefSeq names its product pelota mRNA surveillance and ribosome rescue factor (gene pelo). Gene Ontology annotation, cellular component: cytoplasm. Gene Ontology annotation, biological process: nuclear-transcribed mRNA catabolic process, non-stop decay; RNA surveillance; nonfunctional rRNA decay. The record is from RefSeq and is a predicted model, not a curated record. NCBI's taxonomy places the organism in Eukaryota, Metazoa, Chordata, Actinopteri, Characiformes, Acestrorhamphidae. Bases 173 to 1333 code for a protein of 386 amino acids. The transcript has 13 exons.
AAUGACGCUGCACGCGCGCCCCACGCUGCUGAGUCGGUGUGAGUGAGUGUGGAGAGAAUGGCAGCAGAUAAACUCCCAGCAGCAGAUCUCCCAACACACAGCGAGUUUCUGGAUUAACCCUCUCCCACACCCUUCAGCGCUACUCCACAACUACAGGACCGUCUGAGCCACCAUGAAGCUCCUCCACAAAGACAUAGAGAAGGAUAAUGCGGGUCAGGUGACACUGAUUCCAGAAGAGGCAGAGGAUAUGUGGCACACUUACAACCUGCUUCAGGUCGGCGACAGUCUGAGAGCCUCCACCAUCAGGAAGGUGCAGACAGAAUCAUCCACAGGCAGCGUGGGAAGCUCACGGGUCCGAACAACGCUGACCGUCUGCGUAGAGACCAUCGACUUUGACUCGCAGGCCUGUCAGCUUAGGGUGAAGGGCACCAACAUCCAGGAGAACCAGUAUGUUAAGAUGGGCGCCUAUCACACUAUUGAACUGGAACUCAACAGGAAGUUCACUCUUGCCAAAAAAGUCUGGGACAGUGUGGUGUUGGACAGAAUUGAGCAGGCGUGUGACCCCGCCCAGAAAGCAGAUGUGGCUGCAGUAGUGAUGCAGGAGGGCCUGGCCAACCUGGUGCUGGUGACUCCUGCCAUGACCCUGCUGAGGGCCAAGGUGGAGGUCACCAUUCCCCGCAAAAGAAGAGGCAGCUGUGCUCAACACGAGAAGGCACUGGAGAGGUUCUACGAGGCUGUGAUGCAGGGGAUUCUCAGACACUUCAACUUUGAUGUGGUGAAGUGUAUCCUGGUGGGCAGUCCAGGCUUCGUUAAGGACCAGUUCAUAGCUUACCUCUUUAAAGAGGCUGUGAGGCAGGACUGCAAAGUGCUGCUGGAGAACAGACCCAAGUUCAUGCUAGUGCACUCCUCCUCUGGACACAAGUACUCUCUAAAAGAGAUAUUGUCUGAUCCAGCAGUUACCAGUCGUCUCUCCGACACAAAGGCUGCAGGGGAGGUCAAAGCAUUAGAGGAUUUUUACAAGAUGUUGCAACACGAACCUGAUCGAGCUUUCUACGGAGUGGCACAUGUGGAAAAGGCUGCUGAAGCUUUAGCCAUCGACAUUUUGCUGAUCAGUGACAAACUGUUCAGACAUCAAGAUAUAGCCACCCGGAGCCGAUAUGUCCGGCUUGUGGACAAUGUGAGAGACAACGGAGGAACAGUCAGGAUAUUCUCAAGCUUGCAUGUGUCUGGGGAACAACUCAGUCAGCUUAGCGGCGUGGCAGCAAUCUUGCGAUUCCCCAUUGCAGACCUCUCUGAGGCCGAGGAGGACGACAGCAGUUCAGACGAAGAGUGAUCUUUAUGCUUCUGUUGUUGGCUGGCAGCGAACAUUCAGAAAACAUUUUGCGCUGGAAACAUCAUAAAGCGUUUAAACCACUCUAUCACCAUCACAACAUGAGUAACGUGCCUUUUACACCCAUAACAGUAAUAAUAUUGGUUAAUGGCAAAAUCAGCUAGGACCCCAGAAUCCCACAUUUUUCUGAUGUCAGCUCUUACUCACUGAUAACAAACCAGGUUUUAUUAUCAAAAUCUCUUCCUGUAUUAAAAAUGUAGUCAAAUGCGGAAUUUCUUCUCUUAUAUUUGGUCAUACCAUAAGAACAGUCUCUGUCUGGUCUGGUAAGGGUUAAACCAAACUCUGAGACACCAGAGAGUUCCUUUCUAUUUAAUUCCACUUCUGCUUGGGCAUGAAGCACAAACAUAAUAGUUAAGUAGACUGAGAAACACUAAAGACUGGUGUAGCCCUUAUGUAAGACUUGGAGAUAUACCUGCUGUUUGGCCAUGCGUAUGUGUACAAGACUUGCUUGUGCGUUAUGCAUGUUACUGGAGGCUUCCACUAGAGGGGCAGCUUGGGCGUCUGAUGGCUGCUGGACUAAACUCCAUCGUCUCCAUGCUCACUCAGUUUCUCCAGCAUUUUCUGCCCAUAUUUACGGUCAGGGUCAUUUCUAAAGGAUGAGCACAACCGAAGCUCCAAACAGACCCAGGACACAAGAAGCUGCCAUAAUGCGUACAUGUACACAUAGUUAACAGCUAGUAAAUCUCUACCCUAAAUUAGAUUUGUAAUAAUCUGGGUUCUACAGAUCAGAGUCCAGCAGAGUUUUGGGUAUCACAUUAUUUGGCUGGUCCAUAAUAUCUAUUUACCUUAAUGCAGCAUAACUAAUAACUAAUAAGUUAAAUGUAAAUGAUUGUCUAUAGAACUUUAUCCUACAUCUAACCUCAACCAUGAACCAACCUUAAAACCUAACCCUAACCCAGUCCUUAACCUAAAUCUUAAGGGACACAUUCCCAGACAGGGAUUAAGUCUAGUUGUGGACUAUAUUUUCUGUCAAUGGAAAAUCUCCAUUCAGAAUGGUGUGUAGUCCAAGACUAUAUUUAAUCCUUAUCUGGGAAACUAAAACUGACCCUAAAAAUGUUAUAAUUAUCUUGAGAUUGGGUGUAGACUUACAUGCAAUGAGAUCCAUAUACUUUCACCUGAAAGUUCAGUUGACAUUUUAUUGAAUGUUAGAGCUUUCCUGAAGCAUCUACAAUGGACCAUCCAAGUAAAGUGUGAACAAGUUUUGUUAUUUCAGCGCUGUAACAAGGAAUGCAUUCAGUUAUUGCACUCAUUGCUGACACAGAUACAAAUAAACACACCUUGUCUAGUCCCUGUGGAGUGGCACUGCCAAUAAACAACAAAAAUGGAAUUAUGGUGCUUCAUACAGUAGGCUUGUGCAAAGUUGGAUAGUUAGGGAUGAGGUGGGGUUCUGCUCAUCCAACAUCCUGACCUCACUAAUAGGCUAGUCAAUAAAUGUACUUUAUUCCUUACAGCAGUACACCUAAAUCCAAUACAGUGUCUUCUCUGGACUGUAGAAACAGAUAUUACACCAAAAGCAGGAUAAACUUGAAAUUUAAUACCCUUGAUUUCAGCAAAAACAAUGAAUAAGAGGGUGUCCCAUUUAGUGUAUUUUUUGAGCCUGCUAAUGAACAGAGAAUUUGAUUAUGGUGUGUUGGAGUGGGAAACACAACCAACAUUGCUGGACACCAGCCCUCCAGGACUGAAGAACAUAAUUAAUCACAUUUGAUUUGUGAAUGGUGGGAUGAGGUGGUCUGUAAUGAAGUGUAUUGCAGUACACAACAUGUAAAAAAAAAAAAAAAAUCAGUUUAAUAUUGCCUGAAAAUUUUCAAAUUAAUCAGCGGGCUGCCAUUCAUCUGGACAGUUUUUGGGGUGCCAAAUGAAAAUGAAAUGGGAAGAUGUUUAUCUACAUUCAACAAAUUAAGUUCAUUAGAAAAUGUAGCUUUCUUUCUUUACAUUCUGAGUGUACAUAAUAUUGUUACUUUCAAUAAAGCAGCUGCAGAGUUUCAGAA